AUGGCCAACCAGUUCAUCGGGUUGCACAUGAAGGUUGUCCUUCGGGACCCUUCUGGGUAUGCUCUCGCGGGCACGGUGAGGGGCGUGGAGGCAGGAAACAGCCUGACCCUCACAAACGUCUACAACUUUGUCACCCAGCAGCGAGCAGCACACGUAACGAUCGAUGCAGCGAACAUCGCCGACCUGUCCGAGGUGCCAUACGAGGCCGCCCAACCCGCGACUUACUCCGUGCCUGUGCCCGACCCCAUCCCCAUCUCUCCCGCCUCGCAGCUCCCGCCGCAGUCGACCUUUGUCGAUCCUGCAAUCCUUAGUAUGGGAAGGCGGCCUGCGUCCGGGACACCAAAGGCCUCCAGUGUACAAUAUCAGUCCGACAGGGGCGAGAAGCAGACGUCAGAUCCGAUGCCCACGUCUCGCACGCACUCGGAUCAUCAGCUUGGAGGCGCACGGACUGACCAGAGCAUCCUGAGCUCCAUCCAAGGGCUGACUGUUACCACUCCAUCGAAGAAUCAAACCCUCGGGAGGCCCGUCGAAUCCCGUGACGCACAAUCUCAAAAGAAAAAGGCAAGGGGCGGUCGGAACUCAAGACAGCCAAAGCCGGAUCAACCUGUCGAUGGCACGCCCAUGGCCGCAGUUCAAAGCGCGCACGGCAAGGGGUGGAGGCAGACGCCCAUCCUGGAAAGCACGGCGUCUUUCCAGCCCUUCAACUCACUCAAGCGGCAGGGUAAGGGCCGAAAAGGUCUGCAAGACAACGGCUGGGCGUCGGAAGAAGUCACCGAGGAGAUGGGCGACUUUGACUUUGAGAACAACCUCGCAAAGUUCGACAAGCGCACCAUCUUCGACCAGAUGCGCAAGGAAGACCAAGUUGACGACGCCACUCGCCUGGUUGCGCACAACCGCAAGCCCAAGCCGGGCACGGCUGGAGGCAAGAAUCUGCACUACACGGAAAACGUUUUGGAUCUGCCUUCAGCCGCAGCCCAGCACGCCGACUUUUGGAACAGCGAAGCGGAUGUCGGGGUGAAUGAGGAGGCCAGGCUCAGUGGUGUUGAGAACAGGAACGGGCAGGGCAGCGGUCGGCGAGCCGACAGCAGAUCCGGGCCGUCUCGUCGGUCGCAGUCACGCAAGGCUAGUGCCGUUGCCGGCAGCCAGCCGCUGAGUCGGGUGAACUCUGCCCAACAGAUGCACCAGCCGGGGCUCUAUCUGCAACCGUCAAACCGCCGAGUGGAAGCGAUAUCGACACUACAGAUGCUGAACCUGGAGAAUAUUGCCGCCAACGAGCUUGGCUUCAGCGAGGCUUUGAUGGCCGAGAACGCUGGCCGGGGAAUCGCCGAAGUGGCGGUCAAUGCGCUCAAGGACCCGGCGAUGAAGGUCCGGUUCGAGCUGGCGGUGGCGAGCUCGGCAGUGGACGCGUCCCUCGGCAGCUCGGCAAUCGUGAUCCUGGCAGGCAACAACAAGUCUGGUAUCCGAGCUCUGGCGGCCGGGCGACACCUGCGCAACAAGAACCUGGACGUCAUCAUCUGCCUCGUGGGAAUCGAGCGGGAGAGGGACCUGCUGGAGGACCUGCGGCGUCAAAUCCAGCUGUACCGGAACUUUGGCGGGAAGGUCCUCAGCAAGAACGACUUUUUCGAGCACCUGAGGAAGAGCUCCGCGUCCGGCUCGCCGGUGUCGGUCUCGCUCAUCAUCGAUGCGCUGCUGGGCCUGACCAUUUCCUUUGAAGAACUACGGAUAGGGGAUCAGGCCACGGUUUACGAGCUCAUGGAGUGGGCGAACCGCAACGAUGCGUUUGUCCUGUCGGUGGACGUGCCGACGGGCAUCGAUCCCACGACGGGCAAGAUUGCCAUCAUCGACGGGAGCCACCUUUACGUCAAGCCGCGGUACGUGGUGGCGAUAGGGGCGCCGAAGCGUGGACUUCUCGAGAUCGUGACGCCCCCAUCCGAGGGCGACGUCGGUGCCGUCAGCACUACGGCGCACGAAGACCAGUGGCGGCUGUUCAUCGCCGACAUGGGCCUUGGACUCGCCGUCUGGCGGAAGGCGGGGACCAAGAUGCGGCGCGGCAUCGACUUUGAUGGGCGGUGGGUGCUGGAGAUGCGGUACCGAGGGGCCGAGCUCAGCUUCGACGAGGACUGA
Molecule: messenger RNA, 2124 nt
Organism: Purpureocillium lilacinum
Lineage: Eukaryota; Fungi; Ascomycota; Sordariomycetes; Hypocreales; Ophiocordycipitaceae
Source: RefSeq, a predicted model, not a curated record